Molecule: messenger RNA, 3837 nt
Organism: Dendroctonus ponderosae (mountain pine beetle)
Lineage: Eukaryota; Metazoa; Arthropoda; Insecta; Coleoptera; Curculionidae
Gene: Tl
Product: protein toll
Exons: 5
Coding region: 355-3471 (1038 amino acids)
Biological process (GO): signal transduction
Molecular function (GO): protein binding
Source: RefSeq, a predicted model, not a curated record
UACGAGAAAACAAUCAAGCGGACAAAGGCGAAUAGUUCACGGUACGAUCGCGCUAGUAUGCUAGUACCAUCGACAAACAAAUUCCUAGCUGCUCCUGCGAGAGUUUGGCAUCGUUUUACUGCGUACAGCGUGUCGUUUAUCCGUGUUCUGCCGUGAUUAAAGUGCAAUUUUUUGGGUGUCAGUCACGCUCAGUGGCGCUUUUUUUGUGGCCGAAGACAUGCUAGAUUUUCGGUCAAAUUGCAACAGCAAAGUCGCGUCAGCCAGAAAGUGUGCACAAUAUGGUCGAUUUCUAAUGUAAACAGCCUUGUUAUUGCCGACAAGUAAGCAGCUUUCACAGGACAACUGAUUGGCAACAUGAACUUUGGAGCCUCAACAUUUACCCUACUAGUCCUUCUAGUCGCUUCAAUCGCUCAGACACUGAGCAUCGACUGCUCAAUUUUCGGCAGAAAUAUGUGCCUGUGCCAGCAUCUGGAAACGGAGCUUCUCCAGUGCCCGCCUGCUGAACCAAAAAUCAUCAUCUCCAUCUCGGAUAAGCAGCACAUUACUGUGCAGUGCCAGGAUGAGGUCACACCCAAUCUGGAUCUGGAUCUCUUUCCUGAUCUCAACAUCACGCAAUGCCAACAGUUCAAAUUGGAGUACUGCUAUCCGGAGAACGGCUUUGACGGUGUGAGGAAAAAGUUUGGUGUCCAGAACCUCACGGUGCUUGAGCUGGAAAGCAUGGCUCCUAAAGAGAAUUCUGCCAGCUUCAGCCUGACCAAAGAUUUCCUUGGCAAUCUCAGCAGUCUGGAAAGCCUUCGCAUCUCCUACAGUCCCAUUAGUUUUGCACCGGAUUUUCUGGCAAAUUUUCCCAAUUUGCUCGCUCUGGUGAUUUACAAGAGCGAAAUCAGCCAGUUGCAUCGGCAUUUCGACUACGUCCCCAAACUCACACUGCUCGAUUUGGCUUCGAACCAAAUCAGCGCCCUGCCCGACGGCGUUUUCCGCUCACUGACCAACUUGAGCAGGCUCCAGCUGUUCAGCAACAAUAUCAGCUCGAUAUCCAGACGGACUUUCGAAGGGCUGGAAAACGUCAAGCUGCUGGAGCUGAGCUUGAACCACAUCAGCCAAGUGGCUGAGGACAGUUUUGCUGAUUUACCUCUUUUGGUCAAUCUCAGCUUAAGAGGCAACCGAAUCCAGACCAUUGAAAGCAACAUCUUUGCGCACAACUCGCUGCUGGAGAACGUCCGGCUAGGGUCCAAUCCAGGGGUGAUUUUCCAAGACAGGGUGUUUGAGAACUUGACCAAGCUGCUUACGGUGGAACUGAACUCGAAUCGCUUCCAGACUCUACCCGAGGGGACGUUUACCAACUGUCGAGCUCUGAAGGAUAUUAAUUUGAGCAGCAACUUGCUCAGCAGCCUGCCCGAGGGAGUGUUUCGCAACCUCAGAUAUCUGAAGCGACUAAAUUUGUCCUUCAACACCCUCGGCCUCUUGCCCGAUACAUUGUUUGUGUCCUUGGAGAGCUUGGAGCAGCUGGAGCUCAGCCACAACCAGCUGAGCGCUAUCAGUCGCCAGCUGUUCAAGCCUCUGCACGCACUGAAGCAGCUCCACCUGAGCCACAAUCAACUGAGCAUCAUCGAUAAGAACGCCUUUUCCAGCCUGCAAUCCCAGUUCACCGUUUUAGAUCUUUCUUUCAACAAUUGGAACAACAGCUAUGAUGUGCCCGUUGAUAUUUUCCAAGUGACUCCCCUGGCUGAGCUGCUGUAUGUUGAGCAGCUGCUGCUCAGUCACAAUCAGUUGCGCUGGAUUCCUGAUCUGCCUUCCGCUUUGAAGCUGCGCCGGCUGGACCUCAGCUACAACAACAUCAGCAACGUAUCGAUGCAGAGCUUUGCCCACCAUAGGGCGUCCGACCUGGAGAUCGAUCUAACCCACAACCAGAUAGAACAGGUGGACUUUAAACUGGCAGAAACCGCGCUUGUACUGAAUCUGGAAGAGGAUGCCCCCAAGGACCCCAGCAACAUUUUCAAGCUGUCCAACAACCCUCUGGUGUGCGACUGCCGCAACUACGACCUGGCCCGAUUUAGCAACGGCGAGAUGAAGCACAUGAAGUGGGUUAUCCGAAUCGAUCUGGACGACCAGACUUGCGUGGACGACAGCGCCGUGAAAGUAGCCGCGCUCACUCCCAGCAUGGUAAACUGCCCCAUGCCACAGGCAUGCCCUGCACGAUGCAGCUGCGCCUACAAGCCCUUUUUCCGAGCGGCGCUGGUGAAUUGCUCCCACCAAAACCUCAGCUCCUAUCCAGAGUUUGACCUUCAGAGCGAUUACGAUCACCGCUUCAAUCAGACAUGGCUCGAUCUGAGCGGCAACAACUUCACCAAAUCACCUUCGAAAGAAGUGGCCUAUUCCAGCUACUCCAAUGUCACUUGGCUGGAUUUAUCCGCAAAUUCUCUUCAGGGCAUCGACUGGAUUUCUCCGCAGGUGGAGGUCUUGAAUCUUAACAACAACUCCAUACAGAACCUGGACGAAAACGUUGUCGCUCAGUUGAAGAACUGCAGUCGCCUGCGGCUACUGAAGCUGAAAAACAAUCCCUGGAAGUGCAGCUGCCAGUCCCUAGAGCUCCAGAAGUACAUCAUGGAGUACUACCACAAGGUAAAUUCCUCCGAUGUUUACUGCAGCGACUCGCAAAUGCAGCUGGUGAAGCUGACGGAGCUCUGCACAGUCUCCGCUCUGCUCUCAGUGCUGCUCCCGAUCGUCCUCAGCGUCCUGCUGUGCUUCUCCGUAGCUGUCGCGCUCUACUAUCGCUACCAGACGGAAAUCAAGGUCUACCUCUUUGCCAAGAAUCUCUGCCUGUGGUUCGUCACCGAGGAGGAACUGGACAAGAACAAGACCUACGAUGUCUUCGUCAGCUACGCGCACCAGGACGAGAACUUUGUGAUGGAGCACCUGUUGCCCGAGCUGGAGCAGAGGGAGAACCCGUUCAAGGUCUGCAUCCACAUUCGGGAUUGGAUUCCAGGCGAAUUCAUAGCCGAACAAGUGGUGAGCAGUGUCAAAGACUCGCGGCGCACUCUGGUGGUGUUGUCCAACAAUUUCGUGGACAGUGUUUGGGGCAAGUUGGAGUUCAGAACGGCUCACACGGAGGCGAUAACGGAGGGACGCGCGCGCGUAAUUGUGGUCAUCUACGGUGACUUGGACGAGACCAAGCUGGAUGGAGAGUUGAAAAGCUACCUGAAGACUAACACGUACGUGAAAUGGGGCGAUCGCUACUUCUGGAACAAGCUGAGGUAUGCGCUGCCGCAUUCGCACGGCAACUUCUACGAGAAGAACAAGCGACACGCCAACGUGAUGCUGAAGAUCGAUGAUAAAUUUGAGUUAAUCAAGAAUCCGCCCAGUCCCAGUACCACCAGCACGCCGCCCAUCACAUUAGAUCCGGCGCUGCUUCAGAACCAAGUGGGGGCGCUACCGGUGGAGGGCGAAGCCCCGCUAUUGGUCCGGUCUUAGACUCUUCUGGGUGCCAAAACUGUGAUGUUCAAAUUGCCCCACACAAUUGGGGCGAACAAACUAGCUUAAGGGAUGUAAAAUGCUCAUUGACUAGUCGACGCCAUUCUAAUCAACGUUGGAUUACACAAAUCUGUUUAUACAAAGUACAUUCUAUGAAUUCUAUUUUUUUAUGAUUUUCCAGCAGCAGUACCAUUGGCGGAAGACAGUAGGGUCGAUGUUAGAUGUAUCAAAGUACAAUUUGUUAAUAUAUUAAUUGUUAAACUGGCUUUCAAGUCCAAACAGCCGAUUGAAUGUGUUCUGUUUUACCUAUUGUUAAGUACAUGAUAUCAUAUGUUUGUUUUUAUAUUGACUAUAUAUUUUUUAACA